Trichoderma harzianum CBS 226.95 is the source of this 767-nucleotide messenger RNA. RefSeq lists its product as hypothetical. Lineage: Eukaryota; Fungi; Ascomycota; Sordariomycetes; Hypocreales; Hypocreaceae. The record is from RefSeq and is a predicted model, not a curated record. The transcript has a single exon. Bases 182 to 427 code for a protein of 81 amino acids.
ACUCAGCACUCCCAACACAGGCAAAAGCAUUCACAAUAAGAGCAUCAAGUCAUGUUUAGAUAAAGAAUAGGGUAUUGCUUUAAAGUAAAAAUAAAAUUAAACAUAUGAAAGGCUCUAAAUUCCAUCAAGGGGGGUAUUCCAACAAAAAUUCCAUCGCUAAGACCCAAUAUCCGCUCGUAUUAUGUAUCCUCCCUCCUUUGCCAAAUCCUUCCCAUCCCUUUCCUUAAUGUGUGUGUCUGUGUGUGUGUGUGUAUUUUGUCCGGCCUGGCCGCUCCAAGUGGGGCCGGACGCCGAACCCGAACUGAUCGGGAGAAGCGCCGUUGGUGCUUUUUCGCGCCCGUUUUAUAUUGUAUUCAAUCUCAGUAGAGAGAGAAAUAAACAAAAGAAAAUGUUGAAACCGAAAGUGUAUAGAUCCUAUAGUAUCUAAAAGAUCUUCAAAGACGUAUUCGCUUUUUGUGAUUUGAAUGAUAUCGGUGAUCGAGUGUGUCGUUUACUGCUUCUCGGCCUUCUCAACGUGAAAAGACGAAGACGAGCUGGUGCGGCCUCGGGGGCUGACGGGUCUCGACUGAGCAGGGGUGUUCGUCUCGGAGCAGUUGGACGACUCGGGGUAGUCGAGCUCACAGGCGGGCUUGUUGUAGCAGUAGUGGCAGGGGCAGGCGACGACCCUGUUGAUGGGAGGUCGGGGGGUGCAGUGGCGGGCCCACCAGCUUUGUCCUUGAGAAGAAGGCAUAGUGAUUGUGAGUGAGUUUGUUGAUGAGAGAAAGAGU